CGACCGGAUCUUGUCGUACAGGCGAUAAGGUCGACCCACAACUAAGGCUGUAGAACUAUCACUAGCGGUCGUGUCCAGUCCAUCCAUAACGGUAGAUAACAACAAUGGCUCUCGCUACCCGCUGCAAGGCUCCCGUUGCCGUGAGCGCUGCUCGCUCGAGGCGGUGUGUGCGCGUCUGCGCCCACAAGAGCUCUGUUGAGCAGGUUCAGAUUGCAGUCGCGUCGGUCGCUGCUGCAUCGCUCCUUGCCCUGCCAGCCAACGCUGGAGUCGUGCUCCAACAGCCUGAGCUCAAGAAGCUCUUCCAGGAUGACACCCCCGCUCCGGCGCCUGUGAAGCGCGAGUUCAAGGGCCUCGCAGCUCAGUCCAUCUCCCUUCCCUCCGCUCCCAAGCUGACUGCUCCCAAGCUCGAUUUUGAGGCCCCCAAGAAGGCUGUGGAGAAGAAGGCGGAGGCUGGCGAGUCAGGCAUUUCCCUGGACCCCCGCAGCAUUGCCCUGCCAGGUGCCCUAGCGCUCACCAUCGGCGGCUUCUUCGCGGCGUCCAAGAUCGACAAGUCCUUCAACGAGUGGUUCACGGAGGCCGUGGUCAAGGACUCCAACAACUACGCCGGCUACGAGGCCACCCUGAAGACGGACAACGGCGUUGUCUUCCCCAAGGCCACUGCCACGGGGACCAAGAAGGUGAAGGCGGCGACGGGCUCUAAGAAGGGCGGCUUCCCCUUCGGCGGCAAGAACUGAGCGCUGCCGCUGCAUGCAGCUGUUCGCAAGGGGCAAGGGAGCUUAACUAGAGCCUAUACAUGACAAUUUGCCAGGGCUACUCACCAUGCCUUGGAUGUAUCCUUUUUGACCCACUUGCCCGGCCCCAUACAUGAAGUGAUUCCAGGCUCGUCUGGAUGCUUUUGGCCGGCGCGAGGGUUGCUGUGGUGAUGUGGUCUUGGUGUCGGGUCGGACACAUUGUGGGUAGCGUUGCUGGCGAAGUGCCUCGAAUGUUGUAUAGCGUCGUUUGUGGGAGCGGGGGCAGCAAAGGGCGGAUAUCGCCUCGCAUCGAGGUUUUUCUCCGGAUGCUUUGCCACGGGCCUUGAGCGUGUGCAGGUAUUCGUCACGGGCUAGAGGGCAUGGGAGCGAUGAGAGGUGCUGAGGAGAGCAUGUGUGUGCAGAGGACGCGUGCUGUUGCGCCUAGUGAGCGUUGUAAGCAUAUUCAGGCGAGGCUCAUGGAGCGGAUGGUAGAGACGGGUAUACCUUGCCGUGCCCUGUUCUCGCAUGAGCCACGAUGCCUCUCCUGUUAUGGAGAAGAUUGCUGCUUAUUUUGCAUGGCGUGCAUAAGUAUGCAUGUGCCAUGCGUAGUAUACAGAUGACUGUUUGUUCGGAGAGUAGACGGUUUGCCAUGCUUGGUAAUACACUCCACGCUAA
This is a messenger RNA of Astrephomene gubernaculifera, 1406 nucleotides long. The record is from the annotation of a GenBank genome assembly. NCBI's taxonomy places the organism in Eukaryota, Viridiplantae, Chlorophyta, Chlorophyceae, Chlamydomonadales, Astrephomenaceae.